CACAAUAAUACACACAAAUUCACUCUCAUGUCUCGUUCCCUCCCAUUCUUCUUCUUCCUCCUCCUCGUCCUCGCCGCCUCCGCCCACGGCGACUCCGACACCGACUCGCCGUCGGAGAAGCCGAACCUGAGGUCUCGCUCUCUGAUCUCAGCGAAGCUAUGGUGCCUGAUACUGGUGUUCGCGGCGACAUUCGCCGGCGGAAUGUCGCCGUAUUUCAUGAAAUGGAACGAGGGUUUUCUGAUAAUGGGGACGCAAUUCGCCGCCGGCGUCUUCCUCGGCACCGCCCUGAUGCAUUUCCUCAGCGAUUCCAACGAGACUUUCGCCGAAUUGACGGAGACAGAGUACCCCUUCGCAUUCAUGCUCGCCUGCGCCGGCUACUUGAUGACCAUGGCCGCCGAUUGCGUCGUUUCUCAUCUCUACGCCAAGAAAUCAGCUCAUGCCUCCGACCUCGAGCUUCAAGCAAAUCCUAGCAACAACAAUAGUUUGUCUUUGGAUACAAAGCCACAGGACAAUGGCUCUAGAGAAGCCCAAGCUUCAUUCACAAGGGCUACUUCGCUAGGCGACAGCGUGCUGCUCAUAGCCGCGCUGUGCUUCCACUCUGUCUUCGAAGGGAUAGCAAUCGGAGUGGCAGAGACGAAAGCAGACGCUUGGCGAGCUCUGUGGACGGUCUGCCUGCACAAAAUAUUUGCUGCAGUCGCGAUGGGGAUAGCGCUCCUGAGGAUGAUGCCCGAGAGGCCCCUCCUGUCCUCUGCCACGUACGCCUUUGCGUUCGCGAUCUCAACCCCGAUUGGCGUGGCCAUCGGCAUUGUGAUAGACUCGACCACGCAGGGCCAGGUGGCGGACUGGAUAUUCGCGAUAUCGAUGGGGCUGGCCUGUGGUGUGUUCAUCUAUGUGUCCAUAAAUCAUCUGCUCUCCAAGGGGUAUAAGCCUCUCAACAAGGUGGCUGUUGACACUCCACAUUAUAGGUUUUUAGCUGUCUUGUUUGGUGUUGGAGUGAUUGCUGUUGUGAUGAUUUGGGAUACUUAGAUACAUCACUCUAGUUCCCACUUUAGGUUUCAACCUUUGUAGAUUCAUUUUAUUUUUCUUUUUAUUUGAUGAUGGGUGGCAAUAGCAUAAAAGCCGCUACUAAGAUGCGCAGUUGUAAACUGGUUGUCACAUUAGCGCGUAAUUCGCCAAGAAAAGGAAAGGCUGAGAUAAUUGAAAAGUUUCA
Molecule: messenger RNA, 1210 nt
Organism: Salvia hispanica
Lineage: Eukaryota; Viridiplantae; Streptophyta; Magnoliopsida; Lamiales; Lamiaceae
Gene: ZIP11
Product: zinc transporter 11 precursor
Biological process (GO): zinc ion transmembrane transport
Cellular component (GO): membrane
Molecular function (GO): zinc ion transmembrane transporter activity
Source: RefSeq, a predicted model, not a curated record